AUGCCAUGCCCGGCGCUGCUCGCGGAGCGGGCGGUAUGGCUGCGGCGCAGCUGCAGCAGAUGCAGCGCCAGGGGCCGCCCGCCUCCUCGCAGACGGCAUCGCUGCAGCGCUGGCGCCGCCGCCGCUGCCGCCGGCGGCGGCCGGAGGAGCGGCGACGCCACCCACAGCGCCACCGCCGACCACACCUGCCACUUUGCGAUGCUCGGCCUGCGCCCCGACCCCGGCGUCAGUCGCAAAGAAGUCAAGCAGGCCUUCCGGCGGCUAGCGCGCGAGUGGCACCCCGACGUCAACCCCUCCCCUGAGGCAUCGCACCGCUUCCAGGCCAUCUCCCGAGCCUUUGAGGUGCUGUCCGAUGAGCAGCAGCGCUGGGAGUACGAGCAGGCGCGGUUCGGAGGCAGCGGCAGCGAGGGCAGCGACGGCGGCGGCGGCCCAGGCCCCGGCAGCCGCGCGCCGCGCGGCAGGGAGCGCGCGCCGCCAGACGUGUGGGCUGAGCUGCGGCUGGGGUUCCGGGAGGCGGUGCUUGGGGCGCAGCGCAGCGUGCUGCUGGAGGUGCAGGAUGCCUGCGGGCAGUGCCAGGGCACCGGCGGCCAGCCGGGUACCUACUCCCCGCCCUGCUCCAUGUGCAAAGGGCGAGGGGAGAUCGCCUGCACGCCCUGCUUGCCACCUCCCUCCCAACCCCCGCUUUGCUGCACUGUCCCCAUGGCUGCAGCCGCCGGCACCGCCGUGGUGUGCUGCCCCGUGUGCGGCGGCCGCGGCUUCCGGGUACUGCACCCCUGCUCCUGCUGCGGCGGGGAGGGCCUGACGCAGCAGCCGCGGCGCGUGGCGGUGCACGUGCCGGCCGGCGUGGACAGCGGCAGCACGCUGAGGCUGGGCGCCGAGGGCAGCGUCGGCAGGGCGAGCGGCCCGCGGGGGGCAGUGGUGCUAGAGCUCAAGGCGAGUUGGCGGUUUGGCAUCUGGCGGCGGGGCCUGGACCUGCACUCGCAGCUGGCGGUACCACUGUGGGACGUGUGCUUAGGCGGUACCACCACCGUCGCCACGCUGCACGGCGACGCCCGGCUGGCCAUCCCGCCCGGCACCCAGCACGGCGCGGUGCUGUCGGUGCCGCGGGCGGGGGUGCGGCGCGAGGGGCGGGGGCCGCGCCCCUGCGGCUCCCACCAUUUCGAGGUGCUGGUGCAGCUGCCCAGGGAGGUGAGCGGCGUGGAGGCGCGGCUGCUGCAGCGCCUGGCGCAGCUGCAGGGGGAGCAGCAGCAGCCGUGGGCGGGCUGA
This is a messenger RNA of Chlorella variabilis, 1266 nucleotides long. RefSeq lists its product as hypothetical. Lineage: Eukaryota; Viridiplantae; Chlorophyta; Trebouxiophyceae; Chlorellales; Chlorellaceae. The record is from RefSeq and is a predicted model, not a curated record. Gene Ontology annotation, biological process: protein refolding. The transcript has 3 exons. Gene Ontology annotation, molecular function: heat shock protein binding. Gene Ontology annotation, cellular component: cytoplasm. The coding region runs from base 1 to 1266 and encodes 421 amino acids.